GUGGCUCGCUUCUCACUGUGCGCUUGUUUACGGUCUAUCCCCAGACGGUGCCAAUAUCCUUCGAGAACGCCUGGCUUGCCGAGAUGUGGUCACCCGGGGUUGGCGAUCAAACACUGCCUACAAGUGCGGGCAUCUACCAGGGGUGGCAGUUUGAGACGGCGAUGCAGGAUCCUCGCGUUGUUUUGGGAACCGGCCCCACUCGAGCUGGCGCUGUUGGCGGCGUGCUCCAAAUUGCCUUCGUGCCAGCAAACGCAGCCAGUAAGCUGAUCCUGACAGCGGUGAGUCCCAGUGGUUGGGACUUUCAGGGCGUGGACGUCUGUGAAAGUGUUAGCGAGGCGGUGGUCUGUGUGAGGGCAUCGGCAUCGGCGCAGUCGCCGAAUGUGCUGAUACUGGACGAUAUCUCCAUCAAGGCACAGAUCCUUUUCCAGAGAGAGCUCCGGAACGUAAGGCUAGCCAGCGGUGGAGGAAUCGCCGAAUUCGAGCUUGCAACCUUUGCCCUUGGACAGAUGGGAAACGAGGUCGCUGCAGACUCCAGUGGUUCCUUGGCCACGUGGCGACUUCCAGGAGCCCUGGAGGUGAGCUCGCUGCAGCUCGGAACCUACCGGAGUAUCGUCCGAGACACGGGCGACACGAUCUUCCAACAGCUCCCUCCAAGACUACUUUUGCGUGAGACGGUCUUGAUCAUCCAUUUCAGUGUGACGCAGGCGUGUUUUUCAGGAGACAUACUGUCUCUGGAAGACCCCACAGGAACCUUUGAGAUGUUUCAGGAGAAUGCCACGAUCAAGCAGGUCGGCAAUGGAUUCAUGCUCGACUUUCCGUCCUCUGCAUCAGCCAAGCCUCCCAACGCUUUGGAAAUCACUGUGGAAGACGUAAUGGCGCCUGGUACCGUGUUCUGUCUACAAAUGAAUGCGCGCCUUCGACGACAGAUUGAGCAGCCAUCAACAAAUGAAGUGAGCAGGAAGCUCUUCAACUUCCGUGCAUUCCGUGAUAGAGAGUCCCUGCCGCUGAAUACAAAUGACGGACUGAUUCUCACCAGUCUCUUAAGCCAGGAAAGCUGGUCUUCCUCCUCUUUGCUCUUACCCUUUGACAUGGCAGCACAGGUUGGAGCCCCAGGGACGCAGAUACAGGUCUCGGGAGAUAUCCAGGUCGUAGACAAUCUGUGGCUUUUGGCACCUGUUGGAGUAGUCAUAGUCUCGCCAUGUUCUCCAACACCGUGCAGCGACAUCAGCCAGGACUUCAACGGCACUGGUCGUCAAGCUGCUCUGCUGCUGCCAACCAGCGAGCGGUUCGGGCUUCGUGUGGAGCUUCCUGCAUCCUGGGACUCUGGACGCAACGACUGGGUGGCAGUCGUUCCUGCACAGGAAAGGCUUGAUGGCGUCAAGGCGACCAUGUGGGCCUCUGACAACAGCGUUUCGCUGCGUGCUAUGCCCGCGAGCGUAUCGUAUGCAGCUGUCGCGUUGACAUUUUCGGUAGAUCUUGCAGUGAGUCUUAGCCCGGGAGCUGCUGCUCUGGCCCUGUUGGGAAGCGCUUCCCAAAGCUACAUCCAGGUCCAGGCUCCUGUCGGCUACACGCUUCGCUGUGGCGGCGGCUUCCGCUCCUCGCUUCCGGACUCGGCCCGAGUGGACUGCCAGGUGGGGCCUGGACCCGGCGAAGCUGUCCUUGGCAUUUCAAACGUGGACCUGAAUGCUGCCGGCACGCUCCACUUCAGCUUUGGCUUGGACACGCCUGCUGCAGAUCCAAGCCCAAAUUUGUUUAGCAUUGCACUUCGAGACGCCAACAAUGUGACCCUGGAUGCUGCGAUGGCUGUUCCAGGCAUGCACAUUCCACAAGCCCGAGUGGAAGCAUUCGUUUCCUUGUUGGUGGUGGACUUUGAAAACGUUGCCCGACUCCAGGCAUGGGGCGAGGCAGCGCAGGAGCUGGGUGUACUUCGUGGCAGCAUAGCUGCUGCCCUGAAUAUCGGCGAAGAAGGCGUUUCCGUGGACUACGUCCAGGCAGUGCUUGGCAUCAGCGACGUGCGGAGAUUGCAGAGCAGCGGCGUCGUGGCGGGCCAGCUGCAGGUGAACUUCUCUGCCUACUCCAACUUGGUGCAAUUGGCAGAGCUGUCGGAUCGCAUCACCGUGGGAGGCUUCGCGGCGGGACUUCAACGCGAGCUGGGUCCACGCGCCAUCGCAGCCGGUCUCGUCGAGCUGCAGGUCACCGGUGCUUCCGUGCCUGCCACACCGGUUCCAAGCCAGCCUCCAAAUGUCACCACCCCGACGCUGCGCUGGAGCAGCGCAGAUGCAAACAGCACGGGCACCGUGUCUGUGAACCUGAUCUUCCAGAGGCCCACAUCAGCCAUUCGAGCAGUGCUGAUUCAAAUGCCUGUCGGCUAUAGCCAUCUUCUUGCGUCCGUGGACGACAUUCGCAUCAUUCAGAGAGGUGCCACGAGUGCAUUCCCCAUGGAUCAGCCACAGACGCGGUCAACCAGCAGCAUCACGGUCCUCCUGAAUCCUGGAGUUCUGGACUCGGACAGCACGGUGAGGUUUGAAUACCCAUUCCGCAUGCCCAGAGAAGAUCCAAUUCAGAACCUCGGCGGAACAUUUGGACAGUGUCCCUGUGCUCUGGAGUGUAUUGCAACUCUGUUGCACAGGAACCUGCCGGUCACACAUGACGACAGGGAGCUUCUGUGGAUUGCAGGUGGCUCCCACGCAGCCAGUCAGAAGUGGGACGAAGGGAAUCGGGGAGCUUCCGUUACUCACACCACUUUUGUGGAUCCAGAGGUUGUGUAUGCCACCAGCGAUGCUCCAGACAAGAACAUGAGUGUCGUUGAACUCAGACAGCAGGCCUUCAAGCCGGAGAUCCACUAUCGCACCGAGCAGCGCGACAGGUUUGAAGAUCCAGGACCGCAGCCGAAGAAUGACACUCUGGUUCCAGUGGUUUCAGUGCACUUCGGAGAUGAUAGGCCAGGCUACUCGCUGCAAUCCCACUCAGCGCAUCGCAAAAUAGCGCAGGAGGAGCACCAGCACCAAAAAGUUCUUCGGGCGGCGGGGUCCGGCGUGCUGAUUCCCACAAGUGCCUGGCCCAAGCCAGUGCGCUGCAAUCCAGUGACUGGUGGACCCAGAAAUGCUGAUGUCUACGACCUGGGCGUGGCAGCGGGAGUUCGGCAUGAUCGCGUCAGCCAAAACAGCUCUACCAUCGUGCAUGAGGCUCACGUCCGGAACCCUAUUCAUGGGAUAGCAAUUCCCCUGCACGCCUAUGCCAAUCCGAGAGGGGAGUUGGGAAGGAGCUCGGAGCAAGUGGUGGCAGAAGCCAACCGGAUGGUUCCGGCGCUGCGAUCCUUGGCUGCUGUGCGGCCGGGGUCCUGGUGA
Symbiodinium sp. CCMP2456 is the source of this 3347-nucleotide messenger RNA. The record is from the annotation of a GenBank genome assembly. NCBI's taxonomy places the organism in Eukaryota, Dinophyceae, Suessiales, Symbiodiniaceae.